AUGGAAAGUCAUCAAGAAUUAAUGCGAAUUGCUCACCGAAGCAAAUGUAUUACAACUGUAGUUGAGGAUUAUGAGUUCCUUGCCACGUUACUUUCGCAUUUGCUCCCAAUACCCGAGAAAGAACCUGUCCGUGAUAAAAUUUUUGACACAGGGCCUGUUAAAGCAGCUGAUCUACAAACACUCUAUAAGAUCAGUGAAAAAUGCGAUAACGUUUGGACUGCAAGAGAAGGAAUUGACUGGUUACUAUUCUACUUGUUCUAUCGUCGUUACGGAUGGGAAGACGUGACGUUCCAUCGGGACAAGGUGCAGCUGUUUGCACCAUCCAUGAUACAACGCCUGCGUAUCAGUUCGAGGGCGGAAGAGUUGCGAUUCUACGAGCGUGUCAAGUCUGUGGCCAGUGACCUCAUCACUUGGUUCGAACAAAACCCAUUGCGGCUUACCUCACUGAAGAUGAUGAAUAGCGCCAUAAGAAUUGGUGAGCCACAUAUUCAUGCUAUAUUCUUGUGCUACCAGUGA
Messenger RNA from Dicrocoelium dendriticum, 516 nucleotides. Lineage: Eukaryota; Metazoa; Platyhelminthes; Trematoda; Plagiorchiida; Dicrocoeliidae. The record is from the annotation of a GenBank genome assembly.